Molecule: messenger RNA, 324 nt
Organism: Ostertagia ostertagi
Lineage: Eukaryota; Metazoa; Nematoda; Chromadorea; Rhabditida; Trichostrongylidae
Source: the annotation of a GenBank genome assembly
AUGGACGCCGACCGGGGCAUUUACAAUCAAGGGUACAACGAAAUAGAACGACUGUCAGAACAGAGCCGUUUUGAGAAGUCCACCAACAGCAACACUGCAGUUCGUAAACACAGCGGACCUCUGUCGAUGCGAUCGAUGAGGAAGGAGAGCAAAACAAAACCGACACCUUUCAUCCAAGCUCUUCUCAAGUCUAUCCUCGGAAAAGUCGGACCACUGUCGUCACUCCCUCUUCGUCCUACGAUAGUCAGCGAAGAAGCAGAGUCAGUCAAGUGUGAAUAUGUAUUUUUCAGAUCAUUUAUGUCUAAAUGCAUCAUGGUAGUGUAA